Acanthoscelides obtectus is the source of this 1377-nucleotide messenger RNA. NCBI's taxonomy places the organism in Eukaryota, Metazoa, Arthropoda, Insecta, Coleoptera, Chrysomelidae. The record is from the annotation of a GenBank genome assembly.
UGUAACUGUAUUUGUUACAGUAAAGUCAAUUGAAUUGAAUUGAAUUGAACUAUUUUGUGUUCCAGGAAUGUGCAAUUUGAACUAACUGUGGACGUCAUCCACCGUGCCGGUGACCCUUCGCCGAGCACCAUGAGGAAGCACCAUCACCGCUCGACCGGUCAUUACCUCCUGGAGGACAUCCGAUGAACCCGCACCCCCCGUUUGCACCCCUUAGACAUGUGUAGAUUUUCGUACGAGAGAUGCAUUUGUUUUGUGUUCCUGGUGAUCUUAGCCGUUUUGAGUUGUGCCGGCGUCCGCGUAGAUGACCUGAUGACCAUGCCGCAAGUUGACAUGCAACGGACGAGCCCCGCGGAUGAGGUCAUGGUGUCCCAGCACCGUCUCAGGCAUCAUAGGCACCCCCGUCGCGCCUUUGUGCCACAGCCGGCCCCUGCUCCUAGGUGGCUGCCCCUACAGGAGGACGACAUCUCCGUGCGCGCGUACCGCUCCCAAGUCGUCCUCUUAGCCUAUGCCGAAGGCAGCAGCCACUCGUGUCAGUUCGUGUUCCGAGUGCUGAAAGUUUACAAGAACGCCAAAUCGUUCCCGAUCGUGGAUCGUAUCAUGGUGAGACUGGACUGUGAGGAAGCCGUCCGUGGAUAUAGGAAAAAGCUAGUCAGAAACAAAAUUCAUUUGAGGAGGAAGUAUGUGCUGUUCUUGAACGCGAGCGGCAGCAGUAGUUUUCAACCGGCGGGAACGCCCAAGCUGGUCAGAGCCAACAAAGAGGCCAAGACGGAUAGGAUCAUUAGGCAUGCUUGUAUGUCAAAACUGGUCCCCUCAAAACCGUCUGCUUCAUUGAACGUAUCAACUUUUCCUGCCACUUGUCCUAUGACAGUCGACACAGUGACCACAUCUUCUCCAACUUUGGCUAUUGCAUCGACUGACGGUGCAUUAUGUCAACAAUCUCACGUUGCUGGCGAGUUGACCAGCACAGCACCCCGCCAGGGUCGAAUCUCCCCCAUUGUUUUGCGUGAUGCGGCCAAGUGGCGAAAUCUAAACUACUCCUUUAUAAGCUUAGGCAUUAAUAUAGAUAAGAACACGCAGUUACCGUUGAUGCAAGAAUCAGGGUUUUUGCCGAAAACUGGGGAUGACUACCACAGGAUCGUUCGCCUGUUCAGGGAGGAGGACGUGCCCCAUCAUGCGUUCCCUCUUCCUUCAGAACGAAAUAUUCACGCGGUAGUCAGAGGUAUACCCGCAAUGUUUUCGGAACAGGAGAUCAAAGGGGAAUUAGAACAGAGGGAAUAUACUCCUCUCCACAUUAUCCGACUCAAACUCAGUGGCGGCGCACCCUUUGGUGGUCGUAGUACUGUCCAAGAUCGAAAAGUCCCAGCAGCUGUUCAAUGA